Talaromyces stipitatus ATCC 10500 is the source of this 4606-nucleotide messenger RNA. RefSeq lists its product as uncharacterized. The coding region runs from base 1 to 4554 and encodes 1517 amino acids. NCBI's taxonomy places the organism in Eukaryota, Fungi, Ascomycota, Eurotiomycetes, Eurotiales, Trichocomaceae. Gene Ontology annotation, molecular function: nucleic acid binding. The transcript is spliced from 5 exons. The record is from RefSeq and is a predicted model, not a curated record. Gene Ontology annotation, biological process: DNA integration.
AUGGCACCACUCCGUUUUAAAAGAAGAAAGAGAAAGACUGUACGAAAGAACCACUUCUGGACAUUGGAGGACUACAGGAUUCUUUCACACCUGCGGUACCUUCACCGCUGGAGCACCAAAAAGGUCCAGGAAUCACAUUUUCCUUCGCUAUCACUAGGCGCACUUGCUACAGCCUACUCGCGCACAUUCUCCGAGGUUCAUAUACGCCAGGCACUACUCACCACCCACCGUACUCAAUCAAUGUGUGUUGAGUACGGACCUUGCUAUCUUUAUCCUUCUCAUUAUCAGCCUCAAGCCACUCCAUCUCCGUUGGAUCCUCAAGUUGGACCUGCAAGAUUGAAUCACGGCGACAAAAACCGUUAUAACCUUCGACCAAACCGGCCCCUCGAAUUUCCGCAGAAGAAACCAAGAUAUCUAAUUGAUCAUUCUCGCUUCCCUCAUUUCUUCAAAUCCUAUAAACAACAUCUGGGGUCACACGACUCGCCGGAUAGAGACUAUACCCCUCCAUCCUGCACCCCCUCGCUAGACUCAUCAGAUCGAAGCCCGUCGGUUAUCUCGACGCAGCUCAGUGAAGCCUCUAGCCUAGAACUUUUUGGUCUGGAGCCACGUUCUCCGGAAGCAUCACACAGAGAAUCUACCCCAAGUCAAUCCAGCAAUACAUUGAGCUCCGAAUUCCAAUUUGGCCUGAAUUCAUUCUAUAAUGCUAUUCCCAUUCUUGACAACGCCAAUGACUGGUUCAAAUGGAGCCAGAAAGUCAAGGAGUUCAUCCGGAUAUCUGCCGUUGCCGAUGAUGGAGCGGCUCCGCCAGAGGACGAAGAAGAAGAAGCACAGAAAUGGACUCACCGCCAGAAGCUUUACUCCGCUAUGAUCGCGGCCAAAUUAACGCACGACGCAGCACAACGGAUUAACGCCUUUGAUAUCACUCAAGUACAAUCGCUUCUCAAGGCAGUCAAGGCCAAAUUCAAACCAGGGGGAUCUGGAACAUAUGUACAGCUGCAGAAACGAUAUAUGUCUCUCUCUAGAGCAACAUGUGGGAGUGUUCAAGCCCUCGGGGCUGAGAUCAGGAAAAUUCAUGCGGAGAAACUCCUCCUUGACAAGGACUGUGUCACUUCCGAAAUUGAGCGUAUAUUCUUCUUCCUACAGGCAUUGGGUCCCGAGUAUGAGAGUUUUCGCGACCACACCUUCCGACAAACAGACAUGGUUAAUGAAAGGAACGAAGAUGGAGAAAUUACAACGGCAGCACCUACAUUUGACUCGAUUGAAAACAAGGCGAUCGAAGAAGAGCAUAGAAAAGGACAACUAGGCAAGCUACCGGAUCCACAAGUGCUUCCUACCUUCGCUCUGAUGCGAAAAUCCGGGGACCGCAAAAUUACACCGUCGGCGGAUGGAACCACGUGUAUUAUUGAGACAAUUCAAAACGCUCCAUACUGCUCAUUUUGUCAGAAGCCUUACCAUGUGGAAGCUCGUUGCUUCAAGAAAAAUCCAAAGCUAAGGGAUCAGGGGAAAGACGAUAAGGCCCGCAAGGCAAAAUCUGAUAAUUCACGGACAGACACGCGCAACUCGUCCAAAAAGCGGUCUAGCACUGAUGAUGAAGACGACAACGAGGGCGGCCCAAGAGAUCCGAAGCGACCCACCUUCAUGGCAACAAUGGCCUCAGAAGAGGAUGUCAAUGCUGCGUUUGUGCAAAUAGAAAAAUACUACGGACCACCACUAAGGAGCGUCAACACCUGUACAACCCCAUCAGGGGUAGGAACAGUAAACAUCCUAUGCAAUGUGCAAGGCAGAAGGAAAUGGCUAGUGCUUGACAAUAUUCUCUUUGUUCCCUCAGCGCAUGCAAACCUCAUAUCUGUGCUCCAGCUUCUCAAACGAGGAGCAAAAGUCGAGUUUUCAAGCCAAAGUGCCAGCAUUCGCAACAAAUCAAACGGGAAGAAUCUGUACACUGCCAGCCAGUAUCAUGGCGUCUUUCCCGCCUAUCAUGUCAGUCCACAGAUGACUCUCUGGCAUCACCGACUGGCCCACAUGAGCGACGCAAAUUUACGACGACUCAAGAAACAGGCGUAUGGGGUCCGGGACAUGGAACCACGUCAGCCAUGUAACCCAUGCCUUCAGGGACGCAUGAUUGAAAGGCCCCACAAGUCGUCCGGAAAGAAAGGAGAGUAUGCAAUGGAACUUCUCCACAUUGACGUUGCAGGCCCAUUUGAUGAGGGCCUGGAUGGCAGUCGGUACUGGCUGACCAUCGUUGACGACUUCACGGGAUGGAUUGAAAUCAUCCCCAUACCACGUCGACAAGAAUUUGUUAUAGAAUCACUGCGUUUCUUCCUGGAUCACAAUGAACGUCCGGAACGAAAAUGCAGACGAAUACGGAUGGACCAGAUUCCAGAGCAAGUGGGAGAAGAAAUGAAAUUUACUCUCUUCUCACGGGCCAUCCAAGCUGAAAUCACAGGCGUAGACCAACACCAGCAGAACGGGGUUGCGGAGAGAGCGCACAGGACAAUUUAUAAUCAGGUUGGCCCGACGCUCGCACGUACAAGGCUGCCUGCCAAAUUUUGGCCGGAGAUUGCUCAGACGGCAGCGUUCCUGUCUAACCGAUCGCCGUUAUCGAAGCUCAAUAUGACUCCCUAUCAAGCUUGGUAUGGUGACAAGCCAGACCUAUCACGACUCCGAGUAAUCGGGUCCAGGGGGGAAUACCUAAUUCCUCCCAAACAAAGAAAGAAAAUCACGGACCCAAGAACGAGGCCAUGUCUUCUACUUGGAUACGAAGGGAAUACAAACUAUCGUAUCCUGCUAGAAGACGGCAGAAUCAUUGGGACUCCAAAUGCUGAAUUUCAUGAAGUCCUAAUCACUCCCUCCACACAGACAAGACCAGAUGUGGGAGCGGCACAAGACGACUCACCUGCGGUAACGGCUGCUGCCGCAGGGGGGAGUGAGACGGUGGGACUAUUAAACCAACCGUCGGUAAGUACACGGCACACAUCCGUGCCCGCCUCUGGUCGUCAAAUGUCCACGACACCACGAGAGCAAAGACUGCCUGAGCUGGGUCAUGAGCCAUCGUCUCAGUCGAGUGACGAGAACUCGCAGCCCGUUGCCGGAGAGGGAGACACCCCAUCGCCCAGCCGGAGUGAGGACGCCUUUGGACCAUUUUCGGAUGUUCCACGGGAAACUGCUUACGGGAGCGACUCACCAAGCGGCAGCGACCAGCAACAAGACGAUGCUCAAUCAGAUCCAAGGCUAGGAGGCAGCUAUGCAGAGCUCCAGCGUGAUCGCCCAGCGGAUACAGUGCAGCAGCAAGAUCCAAGGUUAGGAGACAGCAAUGCAGAGCUCCAACGUGAUCGCCCAGAACAUAUCGUGCAACAGGAAGCACUUGAACAUCAUCCUGAACUGAGAAUGCGGUCCUCGCAGGACGCUUCUCUUGAAAGUGAAGAAGAACUUGCAUUGAUGAAUAUACCUGAAGGGAAAGUAAUCCCAACAUUUCUAACAUUAGCAGCAGAUGAGACCGAACCUUUUGAACCAAAGACCCUCCGACAGGCAAUGAACGAUACAGGCUGGUCGGAACAGAACAAGACCUGGGAGCUGGUUGACCCUCCCAAGGAUCGACGAGUCCUUAGUGGAAAGUGGGUGUUCAAAUUGAAACGAGGAUCCAAUGGAGAAGUCAGCCGCCACAAAUGCCGAUGGGUAGUAAGAGGCUUCACUCAAGAAGAAGGCAUUGAUUACGACGAAACAUUCGCGUCCGUGGUCAAGCCAAUGAGCUACAAGGCUCUCCUUGCCAUCGCCGCGGCUUUGGACCUCGAGAUCGAACAGAUGGAUGUCAAAACGGCAUUCUUAUAUGGAUAUAUCGACCACGAGAUCUACGUCGAACAACCUUAUCACAUGACAGACGGCACGAGAAAGGUGUGCAAACUUCAAAAGGCACUGUACGGCCUCAAACAAGCACCCCAUAUCUGGUAUCAGACCCUAACCAAUUUCCUACGCACUCUCGGCUUCGAACCGAUUAAUGCCGACCUUGGUAUCUUUGUACGGAGCAGCGUCUACAUCGCAGUAUACGUUGAUAACCUUUUGAUCAUUAGACCCAGCAUCGCAGAAAUCAAGAACAUCAAGCGAUCCCUCAGAAACCGGUUUCAGAUAACUGAUUUAGGACCCUGCAGUUACUAUCUCGGCAUGUCUAUACGACGAGACCGACAGAACCAGAUCCUUUAUCUAAGUCAAGAAGCCUACAUCCACAAGGUCCUCCAUCAAUUUCAAAUGGACGACUGCACACCCGUCACUACUCCAAUCGACACUUCACCAAUGCCAGAAAACGAUCUAGAUUACGUCUGUCCCGCAAAUCAGAGAAUUGAAUAUCAGCGUGUCGUGGGAUCUCUGAUGUAUAUCAUGCUAGGAACCAGAGGCGAUAUUGCAUACGCCGUCUCGAUGGCGAGUCGAUACCUAUCCAAUCCGGGACCACAACAUGUAAAGCUUGCUCGGCGAAUUCUCCGGUACCUCAAGGGCACAAAGACUCUUCAACUCACCUACAAGGGCCAACUCCAAAUGCUAAAUGGCUUCACCGAUGCAGACUAGGCUGGCUGUCGUAACACAAGACGGUCAACAGCCGGAUAUCUGUUCAAUAUUA